Colletes gigas is the source of this 6835-nucleotide messenger RNA. It is a transcript of the gene smash, whose product is annotated as LIM domain only protein 7-like. Gene Ontology annotation, biological process: regulation of focal adhesion assembly; positive regulation of stress fiber assembly. NCBI's taxonomy places the organism in Eukaryota, Metazoa, Arthropoda, Insecta, Hymenoptera, Colletidae. Bases 579 to 5945 code for a protein of 1788 amino acids. The transcript is spliced from 18 exons. Gene Ontology annotation, molecular function: myosin II head/neck binding. The record is from RefSeq and is a predicted model, not a curated record. Gene Ontology annotation, cellular component: stress fiber.
GGCGAAGCUAUGUCGCGGCGGUAGUUUCGCGUCGUGCUACGUUUAAACAACAUUGGGAAGAACCAAUCGAGUGGAUUUACCUUUCCAAGCAGAAUCGGUGCCACCGUUGAAUCAAGUUCGCGUCGACAAUCGAAUUUCUCACUCGUAACGAUCGGAGCAAUAACUGUCUGAAUAAUUUGUUAUCUGUUUCACGCGAUACGAUUGUGCGCACGAUAUCCAACUACGAAAAUUUUUAAACACAAGUGUCCGAACCUCUGGUGUGAUUUUAGCGUGGGUGUGAUUUAUUACGAAUUUGGAGUACUACGUGACAGCAUUCUUUGUUCCCUUCAGCCGUGUUUUGAAACGUGAGUACGAACUUGAAUCGAGUAUAAGGAAUUUGUCAACUGUUACGAGAUGUCAAAUUAUUCCACCAGGAUGAAUUGUUGCAAAUAUUGAGGAGAAAAUUAUAUCAAAGACCCUUCAGGCUUAUUAAGCAAGUGGGACGAGGCGUAGGAUGGGCCCGACCGUGCGAGGAGUCGUUCUACACUGAAGAGGAGGAGCUCCCCCGAAGAAGAGAGAGAAGGAGGAAGGAACGAAGGAUGCCUGCCUCGCAAGCCGCCGCCACGGAGCGGCGAAAUGAGAGGAUGAUCACACACGAGCCGCCAAAAUUAAAGACCACCUUGAAAACACCUCCUAAGCAAGCAACCAAUCCUCUUCAGUUCGUAAAAGUUGGGCCAUGUUCCUUGUAUCGCACAGCUCAGGAACAGUUGCAAAAGGUCCAGGAAGUGAAGAAAAUAAAACAAGAGGUCCGCGACGAUCCGGAAGAUUGGCAAUCGAAUUUGGACAACUGGAAGAGCAGUCGAAGGAAGCGUCAGGAACACAUCAUCGAGCGGGUGGUCGAGGUGAAGAAACUCGAGCUGGAGGAACACGAUCGGCAGCGUCGUCGAAGCAAGACUUUCUCGGAAAUGAUGGAAGAGAGGGGCAAUAGGGGUCGCAAACUAAGCAUCAGCUUGGCCAUGUACCAUGAGGAAGAUGCCAAUGACCUCAGCGACCUUGGUAUAGGCACCAGCAGCGGCAAGAGCUCGGUUAGCGGCGACACUCACGAUGACACUCACAGUGUCCUGAGCGACAGAGACAGCGAGAUAGAGAAGAACCACUCGGACCUGGACACCGUGCCAAGUGAAAACGUGAUCAGCAACGACGUGACGCCAUCGUCGGCGGCGAUUAUGGCAACAUCGACAACGAUCACGAAAAAACCGUUCGGUAAUGGGUUCCACAGCAACCAUAAUCACAACAACCAGGAGUACGAUUCUGCGACGACGGCGACGACCAGCUCGCCGGAACCGGAAGAGUACACCUACGAGGGUGCGAUUCGCAGUUAUGUGUCGAGAGUGUCGCAGAACAUACCGAGAAGAUCGUUGGCCAGUUUGGACGCGAAGCUCGAGAACGCUAAGUCGUCGACGAACGCGUCGAAAACGAGUUUGAACGACGACAGCAAGCCCACCGUGCCGAUAGUCAAGGUGGACAUACUGAAGAGACGAGAGAUCUUCGAGAAAGCGUCGCAGAAGAACAGCGACAGCAAAACGAACAACAGGCUCUCCGGCGAUUUCGCCGGGACGAAAUCGAUCAAGGAAAGACUCUCGAACCUGGAGAAGCAGAAGCACGAGCCGGACAACGGCGACAAGACCGGUAAAACGAUGAACAGACUGUCGGGCGACAUGAGCUCGAUCCGCGAACGAUUGUCCCAUCUGGAGAAACAGGCUUCCGAGCGGGAGAGCAAGAGCUUGGCUCAUCGUAAGAUGAGCACGGAAGAAUUGGAGACGGUCAGACCGGUCAGACAAAGACUGUCCACCUUAGAAAAGUACAGUAGCAGCGACGAGUCAUCCGCGCCGGGUACCGCUCACGAGUCGCGACACAACGGAGAACUGUCCGCCAGGACGAUAAAGGAUCGUCUGAGCGCCCUGGACGCGGCUAGGAGCAAGGAAUCAGCUGACAAGAGAUCCUUCGUUGGCAAGCACUCGCUCUGCUUCCGGGAUCAGGAGAACAGAAUCGACACCUCCACUCCCAGCGAGAGAAGCUCGUCGCCAGAUUCGGAGUAUCGCGUGCCCAGGACCGCCUUCCACAGAAGCCUGGACUCUCUGGAUGCGGACGCUUCGAGCGGCCCGGACACUUUCGAGAGAGUGCAAAGCCUAGAGGAGCUGGAUUAUGGUAGACGUUAUCCAGCCUCAUCCUCGUCCGCUGAGCUCCUAAAUGAUACGGAUCGCGAGGAUUCCGGUAUCCACACGGCCGACGUUAGCUGUUCCGUCAGCCAAGCCGACGAACCGGUGGACGAAGACAUAGUGCACGUUGGUACAAUCAUCGAGAGGCAAGAGGUCAUCGAGGAGAAACCGGAGGAACAUCGUGACGCCGAGACGGCGAAGGAAACCGCGGAACAGAGCGUUGUGCCCGCGAACGAGAUCUCGACGAUUUCUGCCAGCCAACAGGAAGCAGUAGUAACAAAGAAGGGUACUGCUGACACUUCUGGGAAACUGUCGACUAACAAAUCGCAAUCACAGGCACACAUAGAGGUUACUAACUCUAGUACACAUCGUUCCUGUCCUGCCACGUGUCGCCCGAUUGUCUAUCAAAGUCCCAAAGUACCUCCGCGACGAACUCCUCCCGAAACGCCUCCCAAACCGAAGUUACCUGUGUCCAAAGAGCUCACCGAGACCAAAACAGAUUCCGUACCUACCAAGGAAGCAACCGUAGGGUCCAAACGUUUUACAGAGGAUCAGAAUCCUAAUUUCGUUAGCGACGAACAGGGCCAAAGCCUCUCGAAAGAGGACACGGCAAAAGUCACGAACCCAAAGUCUUCGAUACCGUUAGAUUCUACCGUUAUCGACGGUUGUCCCGUAUCACCCGCCAGGACAGCGAUAGUUCCAACAACCCUUCAGUUAGAGUCCAACUCUACCUCAGCCUCGAACAGUUCGAAAGAAGCGACAAAGACCACGCCAGUCACGUCUCCGCGGACAGCAUCAAAAAUUCCCACCCCGCUUCCUCGCAAGACGAUUGGCUCGAAAUCGUCACCGACAAGUUCCACGUCUUCCUUGAGCCCGCCUGUCUCGCCUUCCUCGCCCAAAACCCCGUCCCUGAAGACGAGAACGUCGAACGCCAAGAGUCCAACCAGUCAAACGUCGUUCCCUCAAUUUCCAAAAGCGUCGGAAAUACCGGUCCCCGUCAGUUCCAGCGGUACGGUUCCAACCAAUAUUCCAUCGGGCGUUCAUAUACCCGUGUCACCUUCCUCGAACCCGGAACAAUCGUCAUCCGUGUCCUCCGCGAAGCACGUUCCCUCCCACGCGUUCAGCUCGAAACACCAGGUGACGGUGGGUGAAGAGACACUGGCUGCAGAAAGACGCCGGACGGUGGUGGAAAUUUGCGAAAAGGUGGUGGUACCUCAGGGCAAGACACCUACGACACCUCCAGUGACACCGUUCAUCACCGUGGAUCGCGUGAAUCCGAAGCAGAGUUCAACAACCGAGGAACCGAUCGUUAUCGAGAAAGCGGACGAAGAGGAGGCAGCGGCGAUUUGCCAGCCGAGCCCGCCAGUCGAACACGAAGAGCACGAGGAAAAGGAAGCGCAGAUGAACGGGAAGAUCGAGGCUCCCGAGCAACCGUCGCGAAUGUCGAUCGAGGAAUCGAUCGACGAGCACGAUGCACCUGAGACCAUCGCGUCCACGAACGUCCCUGCGCCUGAAAGACCGACGACCUUGACCCUCGCCAACCAAGAAAUCGGCAUGAUGGACACGAUCGGACUCCUCAGCCCGAUGUCGCCCAUCUCGAAACAGAUUUUGCCGUUAAAUUUAUCCAGCGACGAGGAGAUAGUCACGGGGCUAGCGUUUCCUCUGGGACCACCAACCAGCGUGGAACCACCGAAGGAAAAGCCACCCCCGCCACCGGUGGAUGUCAGCGACGAAGAGAGUCUUCCGAUAGAACCGUUGAAGAGAUUGAAUUCCACUCGUAGAAUAAAGAAGGAACUACGCACGAGGCGCUCAGAUUUUCUUGGAAUCGAAGGGAUAAACGACGACGACCUGGAACGCGAACUGACGCUGACGAAGCCGCCAGACAUGGCGAUGAUCCUCGCGGAAGAAAGGCGCAUCGAGCAGCUUCAUCGUCGGUCGUACGACACGGACAGCAACUACGAGCAGGACUCCAGCCACGAAAGGGACUCUGGUGUCGAGUUGGGCCACGCAGAAGACUGGUCGAAGCAGCCGGUCAGCCCUGACAUGUCUCAGCACAGUCGUCAAAGCAGCGAACCGUUCGGCGCCAGCGUGACCUCGUCCGAAGAGGACGAGAUCACGAAGAAAGAACGGGAGAUCAUCGAGGUCCUCGAGAAAGAGGAGCAGUGGCGGUACGGCAACAAUUGCGAGAUGAACAGUGACUUGGGGGAGAAAUUGGCGCACAAGCUGCGCGAGCUCGAAGAGGAGAAGAUGCAGCUGGAGCGGGAACGCGCCCAGGAAGCAGCCCUUCGUCGACAGAAGGAGACCCUUCGCAAAAACGAGGACAACCUGCGCAAACAGGAGGAGGCGAUACGUAAACAGCAAGAGGAGACCGCGCGACAACAAGAAGCGGUCGAGGCGGAGGCAAAACGCGCCGAGGAGAAGAGACAGGAAGAGGAACUGAGGGCGCAGACGGAACAGCUGAGGAUCCAAAAUGAAAUCGAGGAGGAAAGGAGGGCAGCGGACGCUCGUCGCAAAGAAGAGAAACGCAUUAGGACCAUGGAGUGCCAAAUUCGCGAGCAAGAGAACACAACAUUGGUUGGUGCUGGGUUGAACGAUCAAGAAGACGAGUUUGCUUCCGGGGAAGUUCUCAGAGUGGAAAGAGAAUUGCUCCAGUUGGAGCAAGAAGAAUUGAAACGACAACGCAACAACCUGGCGUAUCGCGAACAGAAGCAGCUAAAAUUGGCGGAGCAGCUGCAGGAACAAUGGAAAUCAUUGCAAGACGUUGCUCACAGUUCUGCGAAUAACGUUCAACAGUACAAGAAUCAGCCACCGGUGAAUUACAGGUCAUCGAUGCCUAAUCUUCAGCUUCAGGACGUGCAAAGAAGAAGACCACCCCCGCCACCGAUACCACCGGCGAAACCGUUGCGUUUGGUAGAACAGAGACAACGAGACGUUACUAUCAGGAACAGCAGAAUCCCGUCCGCUGAUUCGAUUCCGCAGCAAGUGGACGCGUCUUUGAGACACAGUGCAUCGGUCACGACGCUUUCCAGCCAUGCGGGUCAACAGAUGACCAGGCAGACGUUGCAAGCACUUAGUGCAGUUCCUCGACCACGAAUCGUUCAGAGUGACCAGUGGGUCCAACGAAGGAAGAGCGACGUGCCGCGAGGCGCUCACGAUUUGAACUACCAACACUGGCUCAUACAAGAAGCGGAACAGAGAAGGAUUAGCGAGAAAAAUCAGCGAUCACCGGCGCGGAAAUCUCAAAUGCACGUAACAGGAACGUCCGUUCCUUACGCCAUGGCCCCAACUAGAACGGACAGUAAACCAUUACCAGAUUCCAUCAUACAGACUCUUACGCAAAGAGUGCAGAACAGAGCGCAGGAAAAGCCACUGCCAACGAGAAGAAGGCUCGAACACAGUACCAGCCACGAGCACCUUUCCGCGUUGCAGCACCAAUCGCCGCAACACGUUUUGCAACAACAAAAACCUCAACAACCACCUCCGAUGAACCCUGAGAAUCAGGAGAAGAUGCUGAGCGUCAGCGGGAAGAAGAAGUGCUCGCACUGUGGGGAUGAAUUAGGUCGAGGCGCAGCGAUGAUCAUCGAAAGCCUGCGAUUAUUUUACCAUAUGGAGUGUUUCAAAUGCUGCGUAUGUCAUGUGCGACUCGGCGACGGACUAAUGGGAACAGACGUGCGCGUUCGGAAUCACAAGCUCCACUGCCAUAACUGCUACUCCAGUGACGACGGUGUCAAGUUCAGUUGCGUGUGAGACCACGGAGCAGUGGCUAAUGGGACCACACUAACUUGAAUAUAGCAUCUUCGGACUAUAUUUUAUAAGUUAUAGUUGACCAUUUGGCUACCCGGUGACGCGCGAUCGUGACGCCAACAAUUUUCUUCUUUCUGUAUAUAAACGCUAACGGAUGGAACGAAUGGGAAUAUUCCUUCCGCGGACUCGAACCGGAAGCGGAACGUCGAGAUUUCACGCGACGUCGAUUUUUUUUUUUCAUCGUGUGACCGUAGGACGGACAGAGGGAAUGUAAAUAAUCGUGUAUUUAUGUAAUUAGCGUAAAGAUAGGGAACUAACGAUACGACAGAUCGCGUGGCAGCUGUUGUCGGCCAUUAUUAAAAAAUGCGUCGUGCGAGAAUUUAGCGUAAUAUCGACGAGAGUUCACUGUAUAUUUUUGUAUGAUAGUUAUCCCGUGGUAUUUAUGAGAGAAUCCCCAAUGCGUAACGGCUAUAAUAACGGAAUAUUUCCCAUCUACAAGCCCUCGCUACACUGUCCUCUAUUCUCGGAGCUUUUUUUUUUCUCUAAAUGCUUGGCAAAUCAGUAGACCCGUUCGAAUGAAAUCGAACGAUCGUCUCUCCUUCUACGGAGAUCGUUUAGAUUCUAGUUGAUUCUAUCGCGUAAUACGGUAAUUAACUGUAGCUGUACAAUCGAGAUGCGAUUUCAAGCGCGAGUUUCUUUAUUUUUGGUUUUUUUUUUCUCGAAAGCUCGAUGCGUCGCGAUACGACAAUGGUCAAAUUCCCUAGCGAUCGAUGAUAUUCGUCGUGUGCAUUCGUCGUCGCGUCGAGGACGCAUAGUUACUAUUGUGAAAUAUUGUAUAAUAUGGUCUCGCGUUAUCGCAACAUGUAAUUUUAUAUUAUCGAGAAUAAAUGUUU